CAGUGAUUCAGUAUCUCUGAAAAUACAUAGAAAAACAAAAACAAAGAAGAAAUAUCAAAGCUUGUGUCUCUAUCUAUCUCCCUCACCUUUUCUUUCAUCCUACUCAUUCCACUCCAUCAUUCAAUAACCAACCAUUCAUUUUUAGUUACAUCUUUUUCCAAACACUGUCUACUCCUUGUUCACAAAAACAAUACCAAAACCUCUUUUGCUUCAAUAGGCUUUGGUGCUGAGAAUCAGCAUAUAGUAUUGUUUUGAAGUUUGAACUUGUUCAACUGCAUAGAAAAUUGUUCAAUUUUGGUUUUGGAGCAAGAUGUCUGAGAGGAGAUUGAACAUCAAUGCUCCUCUGAUGUCUGUGAGGCGAAAUUCGGCUACAUCACCGUCGUUAGCCGAAUCAAAGAAGAAGAUUUUAGAGAAAAGACACACUCUUGCGAGUUAUAAGUCAGAAAUGGCAUUGGAUCAGGUUACUGAACCUGUUGCAGUGCCUUUCAAUUGGGAGCAUAUACCUGGAAGAUGCAAAGGUGGUAAUACUGGAUCUGAAGUACUUCAAAUUCCUCCUAAGAACGCUAAAAUCGCGCCAAUUCCUCGGCUUCCUCCCGGAAAAUCUGUCAAAUCAGGUAACCAGAAGGAUUCUGUUGUUGAAAAGAAUUUCAGUCUCUCGAAUAAAUCGAAGUCUUUUAGCGGAAAUUUGGCUAAACUAGACUGUGAUAGAGAAAGAGAAGCCGAGAAAAGAAUCGAGAGUAGAAGAUAUCAUGUUAAGGAGAAGGAGAAUGACUACGAUGACAACGCCUAUUCGGACGCGGUUGAAACGCUGUCGCAUUUAACAGAAUCAUUCUCUGUGAACUGCAGUGUGAGUGGUGUAAGUGGAUUGGAUCAUGAUAAUUUGGAUGCAAAGAGUUUUGGAACAUUUUCUAUUGAUCAACAAACAAGAGACUUCAUGAUGAACCGAUUCUUGCCAGCCGCGAAGGCUAUGACAUUACAGCCUUCUCAAUACUCGUCGAAAAAACAAUCUGUACUAGUUGAACAACAGCCUAGAGAUGUUAACAAAUUGAUUCAGAAUGCGAAGAAGCCGUUGGUGACUGAUAUUGUAGCGUAUACUGGUAUACGUCAAGAGGAAGAAAGCGAAGAUGAAGACGAAGACGAAGACAAAGAUGAAGGUGAAGUUUAUGAGAAUGAUGAUUCUGAUAAUGUCUUGAGUAAAGGAUGUGGUUUGAUACCGAAUUUACAGCUUAGGAAUUCGUUGUCGAUGUUAAAUCCUGCGGCUGGCAUGAAAAUGAAGAAUCAAGUUGCCUUGCCUUCUCCUGCUUGUGAGGUUGUGAAACCUAACAAAAGAUCGCAUAUUCGAUCUUUUAGUCCAAUUCCAGCUGUAAAAAAGGCUUGGGAAGCAAUUCACAGAAACAAGUCAAGCGCUGCAACUGCGACAUCGCCUGAUAUGCAAGAAAGAAAGACGAGAAGGAGCAGUGAAUCAAACAGGUUUGCUUAUUCAGGUGAGUUGCUUCCAGGACGGCUCUCUCCGUUCCGUCGUUCACGAGCAGCUGCAGCAGGCAUAUCUCCUUGUAGAACAAAACCUCAAUCUCCUUUUCGUGGCGCAAAGUUGCCCGAGAUUGAAAACAAUAAAUCUGGUAAUUUGAAAUUCCACAGCACAGGACUAGGAAAGUUUCAAGGAGUUCCAAACCAAGGAGCGAAAAGAGGUUCAUAUUCGGGAAGUUUGGCAAUCGAAAAGACAUUGUACAUAGAUAAUUCGAGUACUGUCAAACUAUCGUCUUCGAAUUUAAGUUAUGCAGAUAACAAAAAGAGGAUUGAUACUAUGACUGCAGAUUUCGACAAAAUAAGAGAGAAAGAAAGAAAUUCUAGCAUAGAAACUUCUGGAGAUACAAAACAUGUACAACCUUUGGAUUUGGAAGAAAAAGCCACAUUGGAUUAUGAAGUGUUAAGUUCUUUAGGUGGAAACUCUACAACUUUGUCUGGAAUGUUACAUCAUAUAGCGAAAGAAUAUGAAUCCAAAGUAUUGACAACUGAUCAAUAUAUUAACCACGAACGCGUGUCAGUGCAACCUGUGCAACGGACAUUUGAUGAAGAUUCGGAUACCAACAACAACAAGCAAAUUGUGUUAGCUAAUUCUCCUCUUCCACCACCAUUACCAAAAUCACCUUCUGAGUCUUGGCUUUGGCGCGCGUUGCCUAUAAAUUCGCUUAAGAAUUCUUUCCUGCAUUCAAAUCAAGGCACAAAAUCUCAUGCUAAAAGAAAUGAUUCCAAUGCAGCAUCAAGCAAUGUGAAGUGGGAAACCAUAGUGAAAACUUCGAAUUUGCAUCAUGAUCAUAUUCGGUAUUCUCAGGAACUACCAUCGCGUAAAUCUCAUCAUUCAAAAUCAUAAAGACGGAACAAUGAUAGUGUUUUUCUUGAAUUGUAUAGUAUAUAGAUGAAAAUCAAAAUCAAUUUUGAUGAUCAAUAUAUGAGUGUAAAGCUUCUUUUGUGGCGCUUUCGAUAUUUCUUAACCUGGCCUAGAGAGGUGUUUAUCGAUUAAUGCUGUGUCUAUCAUCAUGUUAUUUUGGUCUUUUUGGUUUCUUGCUGCUUGAUCAGAGGAAUGAUUCUUUGCAUUCCCUCAUGUGGAGGAAUCAGCACUUAUUUUUUAUGUAAAAAUCACACAAGUGAUUAUUCAUGCUUUUAUUGAUUGAUAUCCUUUUGAUGA
Messenger RNA from Vicia villosa (hairy vetch), 2686 nucleotides. RefSeq lists its product as uncharacterized. Lineage: Eukaryota; Viridiplantae; Streptophyta; Magnoliopsida; Fabales; Fabaceae. The record is from RefSeq and is a predicted model, not a curated record. The transcript is spliced from 4 exons. The coding region runs from base 311 to 2371 and encodes 686 amino acids.